AUGACCAUCCACGCAAUUCCUCAUCCACCAAACAUUCCACCCAACAAAUCCAUAUCUCUCCAAUUUAGGGAGAAGGAUGUUGUGGGGGACUGUGUCACUGACCUUACAGAAUCAGCAAAAAUUAUUCUCCUUUUUUCAGCAUUAUUUAAAGAUACAUCCAAACCAUGCCUUCUCACUAGACUUUUUUUAGUUUUUAUUUCUUCAGACAGAGAAGACGAAGUACAAGACAUAACACUGUCUUUUCUAACAGAUUGCCCAAAUGUUCCUGAGCUGCACAUAAAGUUUGAUGAAGCCUUUAAGCUGGUUAAUCUCUCAGGGGAGCAGUACGAGCAGAUUCUCCAGGUGGUUCGGCAUCACACAGAGGACACUUCUUACUUGUUGAACAAAAUGAAAGAAAGAUUUGGGUGGGUGUCUGAGUUAUCCAACAUGACCAUCGGACCAGAAAACAUUUUCAACAUAGUUAAGGUGGUACCUGGGGAUCCCUCCAGUAAAGACGAAACUGUGGUAGAUGUGAACAUUCUGACUUCACCUACUUUCACCAUUAAAGUUCCUCCCAACUUAGAUCCCAAGAGUCCUGAGUUCAUUGAAUACAUAGCUGGGAAAGCACUCCAGUUGUAUAAGAAGAAUUUUUAAGUGGUAAGUUAAUUCUUUCUGCUUUCACAGAGAACACACCUCUUCGUAAGAGGUGUUUUACAUUGCAAUAAACUUUAGUUGGAACAAGAUUCAAUCAUGGUGUAUACAAGACUGCCUUCUCAGAAAGGACACAUUGUUUGUGUUUUCCAUAAUAUUUGUGUUUUUAUCAAACACUCAAUGUUCUAGCCUUCAAAACACAGACACAAUGAUAUUAAAUUAUUUGACUUAUUUAGCUGUGAGACCCUCAUUCUUUAAGUAACAGGUGGGAUGAGGUAAUGUGAUGAUAAAUAUUUCUUCAGAAAAGAAUUGUCUCAAAACCACAGUCCAGUGUCCUGGCAUUGAAAACCACGUCUUUGUGUUCAUUCAUCAUGAGUGGACUGGAAUUACCACUAUUCACUAUGGUUUUUUAAGUAUCUUUUCAGUAGUAUUUGAGAGCAUGCUCGUAUUAUUUCUGAUGAUAAAGGAGUGCAAAGUGAGAAUCACCACCAGGACUUGGAAGAGCUGUCCUACCAUAAUAUUUCUGCAUUAGCAGCACACUGCUUAACUGUGUUUAUUAAUACAGACUGCAGUUCAGCUUGCAGGAUCAUGCACAGAAAGAUCCUGUUCAUGGGCUUCAACCAUUUCUGUAGAAAGGACACACAAGAAGCCUCCCUCUUUGUUUGAGACAUUUCAGGAAGCGUAAGGAAGAACCAGGCAGAGAGGCAGGGAGAAAAAAUGCUUCAUAUUCUCUAAUCCCACGGGGAAUUUCCAGGAAAGAUGGAAUGGUUUUAGGUGGUAUCACACUGCUGUAGAACUUGUAAACCACCCUUUCCUGUGUUUCCCUUCCCAGGGGACUCUGAUGCACAGCUUUAGUGGCCUCUGACUCUCAGAGCUGUCUCUUCCAGGGGAAUAGAGCCACAAGACACAUGCAACUUUCAGGCAGAUCACUGCAGGGUCCCCAAAUCUUCUGAGAAGGACCAGAUUUGGACAUUGCUUCUCUUUAGGUCACAGCUGAUUUCCUCAGCUGAGGAAUUGAAGCAUGAUCUGCACACAAAGAAAAGUCUCAGGAGGCAGGGAGGGAACAUUCAACAUUAACAAAGUAGAUGAAGAAGAUUUCAGCAUUUUGUAUUAAAUCUGCUUAUUCUUUUGAGGUCAGAGGCAGAAUUUUUGAGCUGAUGAAAGAAAUCACUCCCACCAGAGAGGAUGAGGUGGGCUGCAGAAUUUAGACAGAAUAAACCUCACCGUGUACUUUGCUUAGGUAAAUGUUGGUGAAAUUACAUUUUAAUAUUUAUAAACGUAUGAAAUAAAAUGCUCCAACACUUUCUCUAUCAUUUAUCUUCAAAAUUCUCUGUAAUUUAUAUGCAGUUACAGAUAUAAAUGAUAAAUACUCUUUCAGAUCAUGGAAUACUAAUCUUCAGGGCCUAGUGAUGGCAGUAAUUAUUUCUGUAGUUUGAUGAUGAUUUUUAGCCUGAAUCUUAGUCUGAUUUUCCUGUGGACAGGAUUUUCCUCUAGCCAUUCCAUACCUGAGAAAAGUAAGUGGUGUUGAUUUCAAAAUCACACCACCAUUUUGCAUUCAGUUUGCACAAGGCUUACAGCACAUGAAAAUGUAAUGGAUAAAAAAGAGUUAAACUCUACGAGAAAACUGGACAGAUCUAUAAGAACAGAAAGGGAGAGAAAAAAAAAAGUUUGCUUGAUUUUCAUGUUAUGCAUGUUUCUACAGCAGGACACUGGUACAUUCCACAUAUACUUAUUUUUCUAA
This is a messenger RNA of Cyanistes caeruleus (blue tit), 2371 nucleotides long. The record is from RefSeq and is a predicted model, not a curated record. Lineage: Eukaryota; Metazoa; Chordata; Aves; Passeriformes; Paridae.